CUUGUACAACUAUCGUUAUGUAAGAAUAAUGCCACAUACAAACUCUAUGUUUUUUCAAAAUUCAAAUACUUGUGUGUGGUGUGGUCAUUCAACAAAAGACAUAUUGCUGUUUGGACAUAAAGACUUUGGAGCAUUUUUUAAAUGUGCUCAGGGAAACAAGAAGAACAGGUUUUAAGUGCUAUGAGGUGAUACAAAUAGAAGGGUGAGGGAAUGACAAAGUAAAACGGUGUAAUUACUGAAGGCAGAAGGGUAUUGACGGUACAGUAUGGCAGACUGGACUGUGUGGAUACUCCUGAUGUGUACAGCCCUCAUUGGGCAAGAGUCAACGGCUCAAGAUUGUGGAAUAGCACCUCUUAACACAAGGAUAGUGGGUGGUGACAAUGCCACAGCUGGAUCAUGGCCAUGGCAGGUCAGUGUGCACUUCACUGUUUCAGGCAGAAGUUUUCACAUCUGUGGAGGGACCCUCAUCAGUGACCAGUGGGUACUCACGGCAGCCCACUGCAUACUAACAAACAUAACCAGCCAUUGGAGACUUUACUUUGGGAGAGAGACUCAGAGGGGCCCUAAUGUUAAUGAGGUGAACCGCACAGUGUCCCAGAUCAUCGUCCAUCCUAACUACAACAACUCCUUGCUCAACAAUGACAUUGCCCUAAUGAAACUCAGCACCCCUGUCAACUUUAGUGACUACAUCAGACCUGUCUGCCUGGCAAGUAACACCAGCGAGUUCCACAACUCCACUCCCUGCUGGUCCACUGGCUGGGGUUUUCUUGGAAUGAAUGAGUCCUUGCCAGAAUCCUUACCACUCCAGGAGAUUCAGAUUCCUGUCAUUGGAAGAAAACAGUGCGCCUGCAGCUACCUCAUAUCACCACUUGCAAACAUCACUGACCAAAUGAUUUGUGCGGGGCAAGAUAACAGACGCGUUUGUUUUGGUGACUCCGGUGGACCUUUGCAAUGCAAACAAGGCUCAAAGUGGAUCCAAGCUGGCAUUACCAGUUUUGGACUAGGUUGUGCCACAUCUGGUAUACCUGAGGUCUUUGCCCGAGUGUCUGAGUUCCAGAAUUGGAUCAUGGAUCAAGUGACCGGGGCAAAUGUUAGCUUUGUGACAUUUAGCUCCAGUGGCUCCGACCAAGAUGACAGCUUUACGUGUCGCAGCACAUCCACAGAGGCUCCGCAGACUACAACAUCAUCAGCUGUUGCAACUGAGUUUGCUUUUGUGGUCAUUACAGUCAUUUUCAUGCAGCACAUUUGAACUCUGUAGCACAGUGUUAUGCAACCUCUUCACCUCUUCUUCUUCUCUUGUGGUAUGUUUGUCUUGUCUUAUUAAGCUUUCAAGUUUCGGAUUAGACUUGAAGGUGUUUAGGGAAAUGGUGCUGGGCGAUCAAUAGUACUUAAGUUUAGUAUGUAUUUUAAUGAAUGAGAAUAUGAAGCACUGAGAAUCAUGAACUUUGGUUGUUCUUUUAAGAGAGAAUCAGUGUGAGAUAGGUAGAAAGUGUCUCAUAUUAAGAGCAUCCUUAUCCAGCCUAUAUGAAUCAGCUAGUUUGUGAUUUUUCAAUACUGUACACAAACACUGUAUCUUGUAUGUUUAGUUCCCACAAACUAACUUCACAGUAAAACAAUAAACAUAAAUAUGAUGUGUGUGAAAUUGUGAAAAAUGAGACUGAUUCAGCAUUUACAGAGACAUGGGUUAAGCUGCAGGAGUGCAUUGUCUAUGUACUGUGUG
Larimichthys crocea (large yellow croaker) is the source of this 1720-nucleotide messenger RNA. Its product is annotated as tryptase. Gene Ontology annotation, biological process: proteolysis. The transcript has 6 exons. The record is from RefSeq and is a predicted model, not a curated record. Gene Ontology annotation, molecular function: serine-type endopeptidase activity. NCBI's taxonomy places the organism in Eukaryota, Metazoa, Chordata, Actinopteri, Sciaenidae. Bases 266 to 1249 code for a protein of 327 amino acids.